UUUUCCAAUCUGUGAUUAAUUUUUACGAAAAAAUAAAAAAACUCCCUUUAAUACAUUUAAUUAAAAUAUGGGAGCUCCUGAAUUACCAAAUGAUCCUGGAGAGGAAGAUUUACGCACAACUCAUAUUGUCCAUCAUCCCCCAGCACCCAGUGACGAUAGUGACAAUGAAUCACUACAAGAUGCAGGUGCCUAUGAGGGUUAUCAGCCCUUGUCAAUGGAUGAAAAUCAUAUUGAUUAUGGCCAUAUGCGGUUAGAUGAAGACGAUGAUAAUGAUGCUUAUCAUAAUAGAGAAGGCUUUACUAGGAUACAAGAGAACAGAGACUUGGAUGAAAAUGAGCCAGUAGAAGUGGUUCAUGGUGAUCCCCAUAUGCCGCAGAUAGAAACUGUAGAUGCUGAAAUUGUAAGAGAAAUUUGGAGUCAACCACGUCCUCAAGAAUUACAGAUUGAAUUGGAUGGGAAUAAAACUGAACAGAUUUUAAAUGCCAUGGCCAAUUUUCAAUUACCGAAUUUAGCUGUGCCUGAUUGGGCUGCUGGUGUCCCGGAAGAACGCUGGAAGGAGGAACUACUACAACGUAUAAGGCAAAGAAAGCCCUCUGAUGAUAGCUCACAAAUGGAAGUGGACACAGAAUCAAAAUAGAUAAUAACAUUCCAUGUUGAGAUUCAAAUAAACAUAAAUUAGUUAUUAUAUCAUAGGUUUAAAAUUAAUCCAACUAUAUAAUCGUAUUAUAUUUAUCUAAUAAUAUAUAUAAACACAAUGUUAACCAAAAGAAAUUUAACACAAACCUAGAAAACUGAAUGUAUUUUAAUUUGUUUUUAUUUAAUUUAAACCAAGUUAAUAAGAUGAUUAUAUUAUAAUGUUGAUGUUUAAUAUGGGCAUAAAAUGAUUAUUGGAAAAAAAUUAUUCAAAAAGCUA
Messenger RNA from Calliphora vicina (urban bluebottle blowfly), 913 nucleotides. RefSeq lists its product as uncharacterized. Gene Ontology annotation, biological process: spermatogenesis. The record is from RefSeq and is a predicted model, not a curated record. Lineage: Eukaryota; Metazoa; Arthropoda; Insecta; Diptera; Calliphoridae. The coding region runs from base 68 to 637 and encodes 189 amino acids. The transcript is spliced from 2 exons.